UAAUACAUGCUGGAUAGGCCACGGUGCAUGAUCCUCGGCUUCUCCUCAUGCCUUUCCAUAAGCUGUUCUGUUCAGAUGCGGUCUUAUUGCGAGGGGUUAUUGGCCGAUUCUGUGUGUCCCGGACAUCGUCCUCUUCAGGGCAGCUUCCAGUGAUCCUUCUCCCCCGGCGUGCUCAAGAGAUACAGAAAGGUCAGUGGAAGAAGGGUCGCUCUGAGCAUGUGAUCACUCCCAGAGCUGGGAAACUGCUGAUACAGAGUCGGCGACCCCAAUUUAACCAGUCUGCCGGGGAGGUCUGGGGCAAGUGGGAAAGUCCUGAACUAGUAAGUGGUGGAUGGAAGAAUCGGCAGUCCUCAGGAGAUUACUUCACUAUCCAGCGGCUACAUAAAGAGGGCCCUGGGCCAGAUUCAGACCGCAGCUUCAGUUCCCUAGGGUUGGAGGACCGCCUAGUUUCAUCUCUGAAUGAAAUGGGCUUGAGCAGCCCCACUUGGGUGCAGAACGAGACCAUUCCUGUCCUGCUAAGAGGCCACAACCUUCUGUGCGCAGCUGAGACUGGCAGUGGCAAGACUCUUGCCUAUCUACUACCUGUAGUGCACCGCUUACUGACCAGCGAAGCAACAAGUAAACAGAGGGACCACCAUGCUUAUUCGUAUGACAAUGUAAUGCCAGACUUACCACCAUUGGCUAAUAAAACACACCUCCGCCCCAGCCAUCUAGUUACCAGCAACAAUUUUCCUGAUCCAUGUAAUCUUAUCCUGGUGCCAUCUAGGGAGCUUGCCAACCAGGUGUCAUCUGUUGCACGUAAACUGUGUGCUCAGCUAGGAUUGACUGUCAGUUCAAUUGGUGGUGGGCGAGGACGUGGAUCAGUGGACAAGCAACUGCGCAGGGGCCCUAUCGAUAUCUUGAUUGCUACCCCAGGUGCACUAUGGAAAGCUCUAAGAAGGGACACUUUAAGUUUAGAAUGUUUGAACUAUAUUGUACUGGAUGAGGCAGACACGUUAUUUGAUGAGAGCUUCUCUGAGCUAGUGGAGGACAUUCUCAAUCAUACCAGGAUUGCUUCCCGUAAGAGUGAGAUACGAGGCCCAGAGAAGAAAGCCCAGCUUGCAGUGAUUGGCGCUACCUUUCCUGGUGGGGUUGGCCAAGUGCUGGGUAAGGUAACAGAUCUUGGGAGUAUCACAACCAUCAAAAGCAAGAAGUUGCAUUUUCUUAUGUCCCAUGUUCAACAGACCUUCUUGAAGGUUAAAGGGGCAGAUAAAGUUGCAGAGUUACUGCAGUUGUUGAAGAAACAAGCUGUUGAUAGUCCUGGAGCUGGAGUGCUUAUUUUCUGCAACAGUUCAAGUACCGUGAAUUGGCUUGGCUAUAUCUUAGAUGACCAUGGCAUCAACCACACCAGGCUUCAGGGCCAGAUGCCAGCAGCCAUGAGAGUUGGUAUCUUUGAAACAUUUCUGAAAGGAAAGACUGAUGUGCUUGUAUGCACAGAUAUAGCAUCAAGGGGCUUGGACAGCAAGAGAGUAGAAGUUGUAGUAAAUUAUGACUUUCCUGCCACGCUACAGGACUACCUUCACAGAGUGGGCCGGGUUGGGAGAGUGGGGAGUGAGAAGAUGGGCAAUGUCUUGAGCUUUGUGACCCAUGCAUGGGAUGUGGAGUUGGUGCAAAAAAUUGAAACUGCAGCUCGCAAAAGAAGCGGCCUUCCUGGCAUGGCAUCCACUAUCAAGGAGCCAGUUCCUCAAGAAAGCCUAUUAAAAGAGGAGUUAGAGCAUUAAUAGACUAUUAUAAUGCAAUAAUAAUGGGGGGCGGCAAUGGCUGUCUGAUUAAUAAUGAGCUAAAGUGGCAUAUCUGUGAUCUUUUCCUGCAGGAAAGAGUUUUGCCACUUGUAUAUGGAAGAGUUUAUGUUGAGGCAAAAAUAGCAUGACAUAAGGAGUAAAGACUACAAAACCAUGUGACUGAUCAAAAUGACCACUAAAAACAACAAUUUAAAAAUAUACAAUAGCACUUUGAAUUUGAAAUAAGCAGCAAAAUAUUUUCUGGCAAAUUUGUCUGUCACAUAAUACAGGAGAGUGGAAAUAGACAUAACUGAAAAUUGUCACAAUAAAAUCUACUA
Messenger RNA from Bombina bombina (fire-bellied toad), 2098 nucleotides. RefSeq names its product DEAD-box helicase 28 (gene DDX28). The record is from RefSeq and is a predicted model, not a curated record. NCBI's taxonomy places the organism in Eukaryota, Metazoa, Chordata, Amphibia, Anura, Bombinatoridae. Bases 48 to 1760 code for a protein of 570 amino acids. Gene Ontology annotation, molecular function: ATP binding; RNA helicase activity; nucleic acid binding. The transcript is spliced from 2 exons.